GAAUCGGACGACAUUUGAUGCGCCUUCACCGCGAGUCUAUCAAGAAACUCCAUUUAUUCCAUCAGAAGUCCAAGACAUUUAGUCUAUAAAUAGCAAAUGGUAAAAAACGCGCCUCCGCGCCGAAAUAAAUGCAAAUCAUCCGUCUGGACUCAAAACUGGAAAAUAAAACAAAGAUCGCCGCGUUUUCGACCACUUCUCACACCAAAUUCAGAGGGCCAUGGCGGCAGCAACAUCAAGUUGCCGCUGCAACAAAAACAACGCGCUUAGUUGCAACAAUGGUCGCGACAACAAUAACAAUGCCUGCGAUGGCAGCAGCAGCAGCAGCAACAUCCAAUGCUGCUUGAAAAAGGUGCGCCUGGCUGGGGCUAUUGGAAUUUAUUUUGGUUCUACAGCAACUGCAACACUAAAAGCUGCAACAGCAGCAGCAGCGGCAGCAGCAACAACGUGCAACAAGCAUCAACAGGUGAUUCGCCUGAAUGUUGCACGAAAUGGGCAAAACAAAUUCGAGGAAAAAAUCAUCUUAAAUGCUUCUGCCGAAGAAUUUGAGUCUGUUCUUUUAAAUGUUAAUUUUUUUUAUUUCGUCUUCUACUUGCCUGCAACAAUUCAAUAAAGUUUAAAAUGUC
Drosophila mauritiana is the source of this 623-nucleotide messenger RNA. RefSeq lists its product as uncharacterized. The coding region runs from base 218 to 610 and encodes 130 amino acids. The transcript is spliced from 2 exons. The record is from RefSeq and is a predicted model, not a curated record. NCBI's taxonomy places the organism in Eukaryota, Metazoa, Arthropoda, Insecta, Diptera, Drosophilidae.